Molecule: messenger RNA, 1550 nt
Organism: Dimorphilus gyrociliatus
Lineage: Eukaryota; Metazoa; Annelida; Polychaeta; Dinophilidae
Source: the annotation of a GenBank genome assembly
CUUUUCCGCACCGUAUCAACACUGGUACGUGUUUUGCCUACUUCUUGUAUUAAUCUCUAAAAAUCUCCCUAUUAUCUUAUAGUUAAAAUUCAAUUUUAUGGGGAAAUGAUAGUUUUGAUAAUUGUCAAUUAUUACAUAUUUCAUAUUGGAAUACUUAUUUUCAGAAAAUGGUGCAACGAUUAACGUUUAGAAGGCGCCUCAGCUACAACACUAAAUCUAACAGAAGAAAGAUCGUUAAGACUCCAGGCGGUCGACUCGUUUAUCACUACAAGAAGAAGCCGGGUACCCUCCCAAAAUGCGGUGACUGUAAAGUUAAAUUGCAUGGUAUCACACCAAGCAGACCGAUGGAGAGACAGUCGAUGACAAAGCGUCUAAAGACCGUUUCUAGAGUUUACGGUGGAUCUAGAUGCCAUCAUUGCGUACGAAACAGAAUUGUCCGAGCUUUUUUGAUUGAAGAACAAAAGAUUGUCGUAAAAGUUAUCAAAGCUCAGCAGAAAUCGCAAGGAACGUCUUCAAAAAAGAAAAAAUGUGAAAGGGCCGUUAUCAUUAUUACACUUAUUCUUAUAGCCUGUCUGCAACAAUAUUCGUCAAGACACCCCCAUAUUAAACGAAAGCAAUACGUUGAUAAUGAAAAUACAGCUCCGGAGGUUCUAUUUUUAAUUAAACGUUUAAAUUCCCAAAUGGCAGCAUGGAAGGUCAAUGAAGGUUAUUCGAAAAACAAAAUGGCGAGUGCAAAGAACUUUUCGAUGAAACUUGCGAAAAAUAUCUUGAAACCGGCUUUUCUUCAAAGCCGAUUUGCUGCUACUGUAGCACCUCGCAUGAAGACCUUUAAAAUCUAUCGAUACGAUCCUGACAAGCCUGGUAGCAAACCUUAUAUGUCUACAUAUGAAAUUGAUUUGAAUACUUGUGGCCCUAUGGUGUUGGAUGCACUUAUAAAGAUCAAAAAUGAUGUAGAUCCAACUCUGACGUUCCGAAGAUCUUGCAGAGAGGGAAUCUGCGGCUCUUGCUCUAUGAAUAUCGAAGGAGGAAAUACUUUAGCUUGUCUUUGCCCGAUAACAGAGCCUUCGAAGACGACAAAAAUUUACCCUCUUCCCCAUAUGUAUGUUGUAAAAGAUCUUGUUCCUGACAUGAAUAACUUCUAUGCUCAGUACAAGUAUAUCGAACCUUACUUAAAGAAGAAGGACGCGAAAGAAGCUGGUGAGGAACCCUACUUCCAAAGUCCUGAAGAUAGAGCUAAAUUGGACGGCAUGUACGAAUGUAUUCUUUGUGCUUGUUGUUCUACUGCUUGUCCAUCUUACUGGUGGAACGGUGACAAGUACCUAGGACCCGCCGUUAUUAUGCAGGCAUACAGAUGGAUCAUGGACUCUAGAGAUGACUUCACUAAGGAAAGAUUGGAAAAAUUGGAUGAUAAGUGGUCGAUGUAUAGAUGUCACACAAUUAUGAAUUGCACUAAAACCUGCCCAAAACACUUAAAUCCUGGAGCAGCCAUAGGCGAAUUAAAGAAACUUAUGAUGGGUUCGAAAUCUGAAGGUAUCCCUUAUCAGAACUGA